AUGGGAACCACAAGACCCAGCACACUGCAAGCUCCUGGGUCAUGCAGGCCGCCCAGGAUCAAGCAAUGUCCGAUCCUCGAUGCACCACGCGAAGUCCGCAACACCAUCUACAAGCACUGGUCAAAUUCAUUGGACCUGGUCGUGAUCAAACAUCACGGCUCGAUCGCCAACAGAGUGUCGCUGUUACAAACAUGCCCCAAGAUCCGUUCUGAGGCGACAGACCUCAUCCUCCACCGCGGACCUCUCCACGACACCGUCGUCAAGAUUGCCGUGCGCGAUCUCGACUUCAGUGAUGUCGUAGCCUACGUCGAGAUGCUACACGAGAAGGAGCUAGAGCAACUUGGCAAAAAGUCCGUCAUACGAUACUCAUGCACUCUUUCCGAUGCGGAAGUGCCCGACUUGACGAAUCAUCUACUCGCUUGGCUGCAACUCUGCAGUGGGAAAUACCUUUUCAUGAACGGUCGUGAACUGGGCAUCCUACAUCCCCAAGUCUACUGGUUCAUCGGCGUUACCCGACGCCUGCCUGAACCAUGGCUAGAGGAAGUGGAGAUAGGUGACGAGGCCAUUCGUCCCACAAGCUCAUGGAAGGCCUACCAGUGUGGCCGAAUCGUCCCAAUGAGUGAGUUGGCCAAGAUCAAGUGGAAUGCUGCAUCCCAGGCCUACAGGAAUCGCAUUCAUGGUCUCGAGCAGAACGUUCGCCGCAAUAAGUCAGAAGAAUGGAAGGCAGAGCAGAAGUUCAAAGAUGCAUGCGGUGUCUUGUAUGCUAGUAUAGAUAAGCGGAGUGUCGCUAUGCAUGCUGUAGUCAGAGACGAGGACCUCGAGCGAAGGAUUGAACAGGAGCAGAGGGUCGCAAACCAUCUUGAACGGGUCCACGUCCAACGCGAGGAGGAGUCCGCAGACGCGCGGAACGCGGUGCUGACUGCGCGAGAGCAGACACUGGACGAGUAA
This is a messenger RNA of Recurvomyces mirabilis, 948 nucleotides long. RefSeq lists its product as uncharacterized. The record is from RefSeq and is a predicted model, not a curated record. The coding region runs from base 1 to 948 and encodes 315 amino acids. The transcript is spliced from 2 exons. NCBI's taxonomy places the organism in Eukaryota, Fungi, Ascomycota, Dothideomycetes, Mycosphaerellales, Teratosphaeriaceae.